CCAUGAGCACCGAUAACAGUCAUUCCAAUCCAAUUGCAAUUUAAACAUGAAGGAGAAGAAAUCUAAGAAGAAAUCCCGCAAAUCGGCCAAUAAGCCCAAGGAGACAUCGGAUUCGGAAAAGAUCAUAGAGCUGAUGCACGAGUACAACGACCUGAAGGAUGCCACUCAACUGGUCCUGGGAGCCUUGGCGACCCUGAAAAGCGUUCCCAUCCGGUCGGUUUAUGCCACCUACAGUCUGCCCAGAGACGAAUAAAAAGGAUUUCUUUGGGGUGUAGUCUUCAUGUACUUGAUGUAAACAACUUGAAAAACAACCAAAUGCAUGUAAAUGCCUCCUGGUUUGGCAGUUCCUUUAGUCUACCACUAAUAAAUCCACCUAAAACUA
Drosophila suzukii is the source of this 382-nucleotide messenger RNA. Its product is annotated as DNA repair protein SWI5 homolog. The record is from RefSeq and is a predicted model, not a curated record. Gene Ontology annotation, biological process: double-strand break repair via homologous recombination. Gene Ontology annotation, cellular component: Swi5-Swi2 complex; Swi5-Sfr1 complex. Lineage: Eukaryota; Metazoa; Arthropoda; Insecta; Diptera; Drosophilidae.